Molecule: messenger RNA, 1399 nt
Organism: Dreissena polymorpha
Lineage: Eukaryota; Metazoa; Mollusca; Bivalvia; Myida; Dreissenidae
Product: mediator of RNA polymerase II transcription subunit 30-like
Exons: 6
Coding region: 58-711 (217 amino acids)
Biological process (GO): positive regulation of DNA-templated transcription
Cellular component (GO): mediator complex
Molecular function (GO): transcription coregulator activity
Source: RefSeq, a predicted model, not a curated record
CAUGUGUAGCCAUAACAGUUCGGUUGCGGUUAAGGCGAAAAUUCUCACAUGUGAAAGAUGGCAGGGUCAGGCCAGCAUUUCCCCAUGAAUGUGUCCAAUACCCUAUCAGGGGACAUUAUCUCAGUUCAGGGGCCGAUACUGGGUUCAGGGUACAGCCAUUCCCCAGGGUCAGCUCCCAGUGUUGACACCAGUUCCAUGUCACAGGCAACCUUUUCAAGCAACACAAGCCAGCCACAAAUGAUGUCCCCAACAAAACCGUUCCCCAAUAUCAACCUGGUACAGCUGUGCAAGGGAGGCCAGGAGACCAAUCAGGAGAUCCUUAACAAGCUACUGGACCUGUUCAGGCACUUCAAAAUGCUCCAGCUGCCGAAUGGCACAGCAAAUCAAAACUGCAUGGAGCGCAAGACGAAGGUGGAGGAAAUCCUGAUGCUGUUGAAGAAGCUGUUCCAGAGACUGAGGUUCAUGUAUGACCGGGCCAAUCAGAUGAUUCCUGACCCUGAUGAUAACCCUGAAGAGGUGCUUGUACCACUGAAAGGGGAUCCGCUCUCGGAGAAGAACACAAACACAGACAUAUACAGAGCGGCCUCUGAGGAGCAUCGCCAGCUGGUAGAGCAAAUACAGCAAAAGAACCGCCAAAUCAAGGAGAUAAUAGACAAGAUACGCACCAUUAUGUGGGAAAUCAACACCAUGAUAGUCAUGAGGAAGACGUGAAGUGGGGAACCAGCUGAUUGUGUACAUGGCAAGAAGAUGUGAAGUGGGGAAACAGCGGAUUGUUUACAUGGCAAGAAGAUGUGAAGUGGGGAAACAGCUGAUUGUGUACAUGGCAAUCUCAUACUGCAAUCUCACAUUAAACCCUUUGCAUGCUGGGAAAUUUGUCGUCUGCUAAAAUGUCGUCUGCUGAAUUUCUAGAAUUAGCAUUUUCUUCGAUUUUUUUCAAAGAAUACUAUCAGAAUAGCAAACAGUUUUGAUCCUGAUGAGACGCCACAUUCUGUGGCAUCUCAUCUGGAUCCAAACUGUUUGCAAAGGCAUUCAAAAUUCGGUUCCAGCACUGAAAGAGUUAAACUGACUGACUCAGUUUGAGUGGGAACUAGACAGAAACAUGACCUGAAAAGUAAAGUGGUUAAGAGUGUGAAUUCAUCGCCGUAAACACUGUGUGUUGUUUGUUAUACUAGGGGCAUGGGGAUUAAGGCCUGGAUAUGGUAACUUAGGUGCAAAGUUUGUAACAGUUACCCUGAAGGUCUGAUUAUUAAUGUUGGAUGCUGGUAAUUUUUCUCUUGGACUGUUUUGUAUACAAAGUACAUUACAAAUAUACCAGUGAAAUGAACAUUUCAUGCUAUUGACAAUUUUAACUGGAAAAAAGGUCAUGUUUAAUAUUCAUUCCACACAAAAACAUUUGACA